Messenger RNA from Papaver somniferum (opium poppy), 2219 nucleotides. RefSeq names its product cation/H(+) antiporter 15-like. Gene Ontology annotation, cellular component: membrane; endomembrane system. Gene Ontology annotation, biological process: proton transmembrane transport; regulation of pH. The transcript has 4 exons. The record is from RefSeq and is a predicted model, not a curated record. NCBI's taxonomy places the organism in Eukaryota, Viridiplantae, Streptophyta, Magnoliopsida, Ranunculales, Papaveraceae. Bases 21 to 2219 code for a protein of 732 amino acids. Gene Ontology annotation, molecular function: antiporter activity.
GGUAUGCUGAACCACCUUAAAUGAAUAACAAGUCCAACAUAUGGAUUGGAGAUGAUCCUUUCAACCGUUCAAUUCCAGUUUUCAUGGCUCAGGUUUCUAUAACAGCUCUGGGAACAACAGUUAUGAAAUCCGUAUUGGAACCCAUAGGUGUGACUUCUUUUGUCGCUCAGAUGAUAGCAGGUAUACUCAUGGGUCCUUCAUUGUUGGGGCAAACGGAUUUACUCAAAACAAAGAUAUUCACCUACGCAUCUUUGUAUACAUUGGAAACAAUUCAGUACUUUGGAUCCAUGUUCUUUCUAUUUCUUAUAGGAGUAAAAACAGAUAUCGGCAUGGUAAAGAAAUCGGGAAAAAUGGUGUUGCUGGUCGGACUCUUUAGCUUCUGCCUAUCUUUGGUUCUUGCGAUGUUAGUGGCUUUCAUUACUGUGAAGAAAUAUAAAACACAUUUUCUCGAAGUAGCACCAGAAUCCCUCUUUUAUGUUGCAGGAUUAACAUCACUGAGUUCGCCUCACGUCAUCAAUUCUUUCCUGGUUGAUCUAAAUCUCCUAAGUUCCCAACUUGGACGAAUAGCGGUAUCAGCAUCCAUGAUCAGCGGAGGAUGCAGCUUAGUUUCUGUCUUUUUAGUUUUAACACUUAAACAAAGCCAACUUUCUAAUCAGUUUCCAUAUAAUUUUUUGGCCACAAUGAUCGGUUGUUUCGCAAUCAUCAUAGUUAUUAUCUACGUUAUACGACCCAUAAUGCUAUGGGUACACAAACGUACAGCAGCAUAUCACACAGAUGUCGAGGAAGGGUAUAUACUUUUCAUUUUUCUUACGGUUUUGGUUUCUUCGUUGGCGGGUGAGUGUGUUGGGCAGCAUUAUUUGGUAGGUCCUUUGCUUUUGGGUUGGGUUGUUCCACCUGGACCGCCAUUAGGAGCUGCAAUAGAAGAGAAGCUAGAUUAUUUCGUUACGGCUAUACUUGUGCCAGUAAUCGUAAUUUCUAGAGCAUGCGCAUUCAAGGUGUCCGACAUAAAACAUUCAAUGAAAGUGGUAGUUUGGACACCGCCCUUCUUCAGUUUCUUUGGGAAGUUGCUCGGAACGAUGUUGCCUACUGUCUAUUCCAAAAUGCCAUACCAAGAUGCUAUAAUUCUAGGACUCAUCAUGAGUGUCCAAGGUGUGCUAGAUAUUCAGAUAUGGGUACAAACAAUGAAUCUUCAGGGACAUUUAUGGAAGUCUCGUGUUACUCAUGGUGGCUUUGACCGGGUCAAUCUCAGAAUGAAAACAAUCCAGCACUCCAAACCCAACGCACAGCUUCGUAUUCUACCUUGUGUCUACCACAAAGAGAAUGUCCCAAGCAUUGUCAGUCUCCUUGAAGCUUCCAAUCCAACAACACACAGUCCCAUCUGCGUCUAUCCUCUUCACCUAGUUCAACUUCAAGGUCGUGCGACACCUUUACUUAUCGCUCACAAGACGGACGACCCUAACGAUCCUUCAGAAGUGAACGACCCUACAGCGCGAACCAUCAUCAAUUCCUUUAAAUCAUAUGCACAUCACAACAAAGGAAUAGUUUCAGUAAAUUUCUUCACAGCCAUCUCACCGUGUAAUACAAUGCAUGACGAUAUUUGCACACUAGGUUUAGAUAAAAGAACCUCCCUGAUAAUUAUACCCUUUCACCACCAACCAGCUAUUCAUACAAAGUACCAGUCCUCAAAUGCGAUCCGUAGAGUAAACACUAAUGUUCUCAAUAAGGCACCUUGUUCUGUUGGUAUACUAAUUGACAAAGGUGCAACCGGUGGUAAGAGUUGUAAUGCUACCUGUCCUCCAUCCAAUGUUACGGUUAUAUUCUUGGGAGGUCCAGAUGAUCGUGAGGCAUUGGCUUAUGGAAGCAGCAAAAAUCAAAAGAAGCAGCAUAUAGUAUAUGCAUUUCGGUUUCAAACCUCAGGUUGCAAGAAUGUGAAGUAUGUAGAAGUAAUGGUGAAAGAUGGAGUAGAACUUAUUUCGUGUAUUAAAGGAAUGGAAAGUUCGUUCGAGCUUUUGAUUGUUGGACGAGAACAUGGAGAAGAAACAUCUAAACUAUUGGAAGCUUUCAAUCAAUGGAUUGAGUUCCCGGAAUUAGGGGUUAUAGGUGAUAUGCUUGUUUCUUCCGACUCAAAAAUGUCUGGGUCUAUAUUGGUCAUGCAACAACAUCAACAACAAAAGAAGAAGAAAGAGAACAAAAAGAAUGAACAAUCUGUCUUUACUUGA